UUUUGCAGCUUCCUGCUGCCUGUUGGUUGUUGCCUUGUCGCGUUGUUGUUGCUGCCUGCGCUGACUGGACUACGACCAGGUCGCGAAUUUUGAAAUCGCUCAUUUCACGCUGUCAUUAAACUAGAACUAGAUAAAAAGAAGAAUUAUAAAAACGUUGCAUUGAAUGCAUGCCAUAUAACGAAUCUCGAUCACGUUCGUUUUCCUUUUGUAUGUGCGCCAGUCAAGAUGAGUGGCAGCACCAGUACCAACAACAGCAUCAGCAGCAACAACAACAACAACAUCAGCAGCAAUAACGAAGUUCCAGAGGAUUGCUCAUUGUUUAAGUUCUACAUGGAAAAGUGUUAUGUGCUGCCGUCGGAGCUUAAGAAUGACAUUAUCUAUUGCCAGCGUGCAUUGCGCGAUUUCCUCAAAGUGCACGGGCUGGUGUCCGAUGUGUUUAAGGAGCAGGCCGAUGCGGAUCCAGUACAGAUGCAGCGCAUACUGGAUGAACUGGAGGCGGAGGUGUACGAGAUCAAUGCAGAGCAGCAGUAUUUGAUGUUGCGCCUAGACGAAGACUUGGACUUAUUUUACAAGAAGCUGGAGGAAAACAACAUCCAGACCGUACCUGAGUUGGGCAAUGAGUACAUCUCUAGCCUCAUAGUGCCUUUAAUUGGCGAUGCCAGCUACAAAAUCUUUCCGCAAUCGGUUCUGAUGCGCGAUAAUGAGGAGAUGCUCAUCCGUAAGCAUUUUCUCAUUUCUCAGGAUGAAGAUGCUGGCAUUGAGCCGCUCAAGCUUAGCGAGCUCGACGACAAUGUCCCUCUAUUGCUAGUCAAUCCACAAACUGAGACUGGUGACCGUACUGCUGGUGAUCUCAAGCCUCUGACUAGCGAUGGAAUCGGUGAACUUAAGAUUUCGCAACCUUUGGACGUGCAACCUGAUGCCGUGCUUAAAUCUGACGGCAUCUUACCGACACUUUUGUCAAUGUCAUCACCACCAUCAGAGAUGCAACAAAUGGAAACCUUGGUCAAGAAGGAGCAGCAGCGUUCGUUGCUGAUACCGCGCGGAAUCCUGCCUGCAACCGAGGGUCAGUGUGCAUCGAUAUCUUCACAGCCACCGCCAUUGGCUGUGUCCAAGCAGCGUGCGUCACGUGCAGAAGUCAAGCAGCCAAUGAAACGCAUAUCGACUUCACCGCCGCCCCUGGCGCCAAUUACAAAGAUCAUACCAACAGCGACUGCGACUGCAACACCGACUGUGACGGACUUUGAGGGGGUCGCUCAGAGUCGCAUGAAUCUGCGACAAGCACUGCGGCGUGCUCGCAAGACUAAACAGCAACCGCGCAAAUGUGAUGAGGAGGAUGCUCUGGAAUUGCCCAGUGAUAAGGGAACUGAGCAACCGCCGCCACAGCUUAACAGUAUGGCCAACAAAAGCAAAGCUGGUAAAGUGAUGGAAUCAGCUGGUGCUGGAGCAGCUCCAACUGCUGCACCAACAGCAAUGAUAGCCAAGAAGUCAGCGCAGCAAGCACCAAGUAAACAGUACAAAACGCGUAAUGCGUAUGGAGCAGGACGAAAGACGACUUCACCGCCACCACUAUCAGUGGCACCACAGCAGGCAUCGACUUCGGCAACGGCAGCAGCAGCAGCUGCAUCAUCCGCCACCAGAGGCUCUUCGGGCUCGUCUGGGUCCUCAGAUGAUUUACAUCAGGAGCUAGAGUUGGAGCAGCAACGUCUGUGUGCCUCGGCGGCGCAGUGGCGUGAUGAGCCGCGUGAGACGCGGGUGCUGGCAACCGAAUAUGGACAGGAGCAAUUCCUAGGCCUCUUUGGACUCUAUACACAUGACAUGGUCAAAAAAUUGUGCCAGCGCCAUUCGAAACGCAAGCGUCGAACCGUACAGAAUGCAAGCGGCGUGGACUUUCACUAUGGUCAACAGCUGGCCGCCAUCGAUGCAGUGCGUCAAAAGAAGAUAAAGGACAAGCCAGAAUUUCUCUUAUCGCCCAAGGAGAAGCGUCUGCAGGCCAAGAAAGCGCAUAAAGCAAACGCCGUUGCUAACGCUGCUGCUGCAGCUGCCAACCGCAAGAGCAAAAGUAAAACGCCUGAAAAACUGGAAGAACAUCUGGGCAACGGUCAGACGGAAGUCGGCAAACAGAAGUGCAAGGAGUGCCGAAAACGUGCGGACAAUUUACUGAUGUGCCAGAGCUGUCAGGGUUACUAUCAUAUGGACUGCCACGAGGAUGUCAAGGGAAAGACUCAGUCUCCGGUGCAGACGCAGAUUCAGACACAGCUGACUAGCCGUUGUCCACAGUGCAAGCGCGACUGGACGUCGACGGCCAGGGCUAAAUGUUUUUCUUAAUAGUUGCUAAGAAUUGUUUUACAUAUGUAUAUCAAAAUUGGCGAUGGAUUUUUUUUGUGCGCUGUCACGCAGUUUGUUGUACAGUCUAUUCUGAUCGUUGUAUUCUCCAUAUGUUUGUACAUAUAUUUCUAUAAUUUUUCUUUUGCUUCAACCUCCAAAAUUAUCCGGUCGAAAUUUCCAAUGAAACAUUUUUAUUUUUUCAACAAAGCACCAAAUAUUACAUAAAAAUCCUAUGUAUUUUAUAUUUGUGCCCAUACUUUCUUUUUUUUAAUUUUGAAGUCUUUAGCGCCUGUUUUUUUAAUUCCACACAGAAUAAGCAAGCGGAACAAUCGUUAUUUUAUGCUCUUGCAGACAGAAUUAUUUUUUUAUAAUUUAAUAUAUACAUAUGUAUAUUUUUUUUUUGUCUGUCUGUUGUCAAUGGGGUCAAUGAGAAAAUGUUAUUCAAUAAUAAUUUAAAAACCUCUUACAGUUUAAUCUGCUGGCUGUACCAUAUAAUAGCUGCCAUAUACGAUCUGCAGGAGUACUAAAAUUUUCGGUAAACCGAAAAUAGAUGUUCUUUAAUGUUUAAUUGAAUAAAUUGUAAUACUACACAU
Drosophila innubila is the source of this 2918-nucleotide messenger RNA. RefSeq lists its product as uncharacterized. The coding region runs from base 226 to 2325 and encodes 699 amino acids. The transcript is spliced from 4 exons. Lineage: Eukaryota; Metazoa; Arthropoda; Insecta; Diptera; Drosophilidae. The record is from RefSeq and is a predicted model, not a curated record.